Molecule: messenger RNA, 225 nt
Organism: Leptosia nina
Lineage: Eukaryota; Metazoa; Arthropoda; Insecta; Lepidoptera; Pieridae
Source: the annotation of a GenBank genome assembly
AUGAAGGGCCCGCAGAAUUCUUUAUUGCCACCUCUUGGUUUCGCCACCUUCCCAUACGUAUUUAUCAGCCCUCACCUUGAUCAUGAACGUCUCACUUGCGGCCUUUUGUGGAAUAGUUUCUCGUGUGAGCUAUUCCGUACAUUCGAAAAAUGCACCCCUCCGCAAUACCUCUAUUCCUCAGAUCUCCGAUACAUCGUUUUAAUAGCCUUUGCCGAUGUUCUUUGA